GUUCGCUUCGCAACUAUAAACAGGGAGUCGGCUGUCGCUAAAUGUUUUGAGAACACAAGCCACCAUGCCGUACCUUGGCGGCGAGGAGACGGUGAGGGAUCUGAGGAGAGCUCUGUCCAACCCUCAUGUCCAGUCUGACCGCCUCCGCUACAGGAACACCAUCCACAAGGUCAUCAGGGCGAUGUCUCAGGGUGUGGAUGUGUCAGGCCUGUUUAGUGAGAUGGUGAAAGCGUGUGCCACAGUGGAUGUGGUCCAGAAGAAACUGGUUUAUGUCUUUCUGUGUUCCUACGCGGCUGUCAACCCAGAGCUGUCCCUUUUGGUCAUCAACACACUGAGAAAAGACUGCCAGGAUCCAAACCCUAUGGUCCGCAGCCUGGCACUAAGAAACAUGACCAACCUUAGGUUACCCAGUUUGGUAGAGUACGUGGAGCAACCUCUAACAGCAGGCCUGAGGGACAGAGCAGCUUGUGUGCGACGGGUAGCUGUACUGGGCUGGGCCAAACUUCACAAUCUUCAGCCCAACUCAGACAUAGAUGCCACGGUGGUGAAUGAGUUGUACAGCCUGCUGAGGGACUCGGACCCCGUGGUGAUGGUGAACUGUCUCCGAGCACUGGAGGAAAUACUGACGGAGGAAGGGGGUGUCGCCAUUAACAGACCCAUUGCGCAUCACCUCCUCAAAAGGCUGGGGGAGUGUGAUGUGUGGGGUCAGUGUGAGGUGCUGAAGGUCCUCCAGCGCUACCGGCCUCAGUCGGAGGAAGAGCUUUUCGACAUCCUGUCCCUGUUGGACCCCUCCCUGCUCAGCCCCCACGCCCCAGUCAUGGCCGCCACCCUUGACCUGUUUCUCAGUCUCUGCUCAGGCCUGCCCGCCGUGAGCCUGUCCGCCCUGGAGAGGGCGCGGGGACCCCUGCUGGCCGUCUGCGGUAGUGCCUCAAGGGAGAUGCGGUUCACUGCACUUUGCCACAUACAGGUCCUUCUGCGGACUCUGCCCGGUCUGAUGGGGGCGUACUACAAACGCUUCUUCUGUGGCUAUGCCGAGCCAGCCUACAUCAAGCAGAGAAAGAUGAAGGUGCUAGUGGAGCUGGUGAAUGAUGAGAAUGUGGCCUUGGUGCUGGACGAACUGAAGGGAUACUGCACUGAUGUCAACACCGACACCGCCCAGGCCGCCAUCUCAGCUAUAGGCCAAAUUGGGCGUAGCUACAGUGAUAGAUGUCUAGAGAUCCUCACCGGACUACUGGGCCUUAAACAGGAGCACAUCACAUCUGCGGUGGUGCAGACGUUGCGUGACCUGGUGUGGGUGUGUCCCCAGUGUGGUGACUCUGUGUGUGUGGCUUUAGAGGGCUGUGAGGAGACGCUACAGGACAGCCAGGUUAGUCACUGGCCAGAUACCCAUGAGCCUUUGGGUACUUGUGAGGGCAGCCAGGCCUUGCUGUGGUUGCUGGGUGUGUAUGGGGCGCGUGUCUCCAGCGCCCCCUAUGUGCUGGAGGUCUUCAUAGACAAUGUGAGAAAUGAGGUUUCACCGGGCGUCAAGAUGGAGCUGCUAACGGCAACCAUGAAGCUGCUCCUGUGUCGCCCCGCUGAGACGCAGGACAUGCUGGGAAGACUGUUGCACUACUGCAUAGAGGAGGAAAAAAACAUGUGCGUGCGUGACCAGGCACUGCUAUACUACCGCCUGUUGCAUUGUGGGAUAGAAGAGACACAAAAGGUCCUCCAGGGUCGAAGGUCUGAUCCCUCUCUUGGCGUUUUGAUUGGCCGACCUGCCGAGCCUGUCAGCCAAUGGGCAAGGAGCUUUAACACUCUAGAACCCCUGAGGCAGAGUACUACAGAUACAGACUCGGCCAGCGGGAUGAGCUGUGUCCAUGUGACCUCCAACCUAAAGCCCAGCCUCGAUCUCUCUGAGCCGCUGAAUUCCAGCCAAGAUGAACAAACUCCCCCUGACCUGCAGAGUGACAGCUUGUGUCCAGAAUCCUUCUGGCAGCUUCCGGCCUCUAAUGCCGAAGCCCUGAUCAGCUUGUCUGUCUCGCCGGCUCUGAGCCCAGAAGAGUUUGAGCGGCUGUGGCUGCGGCGGCGGGAUGCCCAUGGUGCAGGGGACGAGAAGGACUACGUCAGUGUGGAAGAAUAUGUCAGCUGCACCGCACCACCCCACAACUCCCCACAAAGCCUCCAGGCGGCACUGCAGCUCGUCAACAUCCAAACACUGGCCUUCACACCCCCACAUGUCAUCCCCUGGAGGGUCUACCUUUAUACAAACACCAGGCGCACAAACCACGCCUACACACCCCACAUGCCCCACACACCCCACACGCCCCACAUGCCCCACAUGCCCCACACGCCCCACAUGCCCCACACAACGCUCAUCCUGGGGGAGCUGCUGUACACUGGGGAGGCAAAGGAGGAAGGGAAGGAGAAUGAGGGUGUGGAUAAUGGUGAGCAUGCUGACAAGGAGUUGAUGAAGGGUGAGGAAGAACAGCACGUGGACGAAGGAUGGAUGAAUGACAAACUGAGCGGCAGAAAUAAAGGUGGAGGAGAUCUAGGUGGAGGAGAGCGGGAGGGGCGGGUGAAAGUGAGUGUUAAGCAGCAGCCAAGAGAUGACGAAGCUCUUCAAGGGUUUCUGUCCGUCCUCAUCACUGUGCUGCAUACACUGUCCCCAGAAACGGGUUAAACACACACACACACACAGACACACACACACAGACACACACACACACAUCUGCAGCUGAGAGCAGAACUGCACAGUGGCAGGUAAAUGAAACUGGAGCUUUGAAUCAAUUUGAAAAUAAAGAAAAUAUGU
Messenger RNA from Lampris incognitus (smalleye Pacific opah), 2788 nucleotides. RefSeq names its product adaptor related protein complex 4 subunit beta 1 (gene ap4b1). Gene Ontology annotation, molecular function: clathrin binding. The record is from RefSeq and is a predicted model, not a curated record. Gene Ontology annotation, cellular component: clathrin adaptor complex; membrane coat. Gene Ontology annotation, biological process: intracellular protein transport; vesicle-mediated transport. NCBI's taxonomy places the organism in Eukaryota, Metazoa, Chordata, Actinopteri, Lampriformes, Lampridae. The coding region runs from base 65 to 2659 and encodes 864 amino acids. The transcript is spliced from 14 exons.